This is a messenger RNA of Zootermopsis nevadensis, 2258 nucleotides long. RefSeq lists its product as uncharacterized. NCBI's taxonomy places the organism in Eukaryota, Metazoa, Arthropoda, Insecta, Blattodea, Termopsidae. The record is from RefSeq and is a predicted model, not a curated record. Gene Ontology annotation, cellular component: chromatin; PcG protein complex; transcription regulator complex. Gene Ontology annotation, biological process: regulation of transcription by RNA polymerase II. Gene Ontology annotation, molecular function: RNA polymerase II cis-regulatory region sequence-specific DNA binding; DNA-binding transcription factor activity, RNA polymerase II-specific.
AUUCUUUUCUCUUUGUUAGUGUUUGUUAAUCGUUUGGAAGGUGUCCGAAACGUUGGACUUUUGUCCCGAAUUGAUGUUUUAUUACUUUCACUCUUAGUGAGAGCUUCAAGUUUAUAUGCUAAUUACAACAUAUAAUAUACAAUGCGCAAAUUUGGAGUGUUUUUAGUAUCGCCGUUGGCAAUUCUGCUCUCUCUCCGUUUUGUUCCAACGCGUUGGAUGGUGGGUGAAAAUUUUAAAUAUGAAGCUAGCACGCAUAUGAUACUUUGUGCUGGCAGAAGUGAUGGCCAGAAUGCCCAGUGUAGGGGAGAAUAGUGCUUUGCUUUGUAAAUCUCUCGGCUCUGUUGUAGCUGCUAAUCUUGUUACCUGUAAGAAAGGGGGCCAGUCAGACACCAAACUUGGGGUACUGGACUGCUUGUCAGAUCCUCUCACUGUGUUAGUAUCACCAAGUGAAGAGAAAGAGGUAGAGCAACUGCAGAGUAGUGAGGAUGACGAGAGCCUCAUCGUAAGUUCUGCAGCUGCUGGUGUAUCUUUCAACAGCAGUACCACUCUCACAGCUGUUACUUUGGCUGAUGGUACCCAGGCAUUUGUAGCGGAGGACAUCAAUCUAGAUGCAGAUGGGCUGGAAACAGAAACACUGGAGUUGGAAGAUGGGAGCACCUUGUUGAUUCAGGAGAUUCCAAAAUUCUUAGAUGGACACACUGUUCAGCUGGAAGAUGGCACCACUGCAUUUGUGCAUCCCAGCAUCAAAGCUGGAGAAAGCUUCCAGCCAGUGGAGCUGGAAGAUGGCUCCACUGCAUUCAUUGCUUUAAAUGGAUCAGUAUUGGAUGCUUUGAGUCUUGAGGGAUUUGCUGCACUGGGCAGCGAGAGCCUUAAACAGUCUUCUGCAUCAUCUGUUGUUGCUGGUGGCAGGGCAGAAGAUGAAAGUGGCGAGCUUUGCGUGCGUGAUCGCGCAAAAAGCUUCAUGUGCCCCCAUGAAGGUUGUGGAAAAUUAUACACUACACUACACCACCUGAAGGUUCAUGAGCGUGCACAUACAGGUGAUCGUCCAUUCCGUUGCACAGAAUCUGGCUGCGACAAAGCUUUUGCAACAGGUUACGGUCGGAAGGCUCAUGUUAGGACUCAUACUGGGGAGAAACCCUAUAAGUGCCCUGAGGAAACAUGUGGAAAAAGCUUCAAGACAUCGGGCGACCUCCAAAAGCAUGUUCGCACACAUACAGGAGAACGUCCAUUCCAGUGUCCUAUUCCUGGCUGUGGGCGAUCUUUCACGACAUCAAACAUUCGGAAGGUUCACGUGCGCACACAUACAGGGGAACGUCCGUACGUAUGUCCCGAGGAAGGCUGUGAUCGAGCAUUUGCUUCAGCUACAAAUUAUAAGAACCAUCUUCGCAUCCACAGUGGUGAAAAACCCUAUGUCUGCACUGUACAGGGAUGUGUGAAGAGAUUCACUGAAUAUUCUUCACUCUAUAAGCACCACAUGGUGCACUCCCAGCAGAAGCCAUACUACUGUUCGUUGUGUGCCCGUCACUACCGCCAGGCCUCGACCCUGACGAUGCACAAGCGUACAGCGCACGGAAUUGUUGAAGCGGAUGACGGUACCGAGAUUGUGCUUGGUGAAACAGUGUUUGCCCUGGCUAAUGCUACAUCUGGUUCUGCGGGAAGUAAAAGGGUCAGCUCUCUUGGCACAAAUUUACUAGGACUGAAGGAUGGUAACACACUGGUGGCACUGCAGACCUCGGACGGUUCUUGUCCGCUGGAGAACGUUUCAUCGGGACAGUUCCUGGUUGUUGCGGACCCGGCCCAGCUUGCUGCUUUGGAGCAACUUGGAAUGACGGCAACACAAGUGGACGAAACAGACGAUUUGGAUAUGACCGAGGAUGCAUCAUCAGAUGGUAGCAUAUUACCAAUUUAAAUCCUUCCCAGCUGUGAGACAUGGAUACAAUAAGACACAUAUGCUGGGGCAGAGAGUGCAAGACGUAAUUCUUCUAUUUAUUAGCUGGAAAUGGUUUGUGACUUUGUGACUUGAUGUUAAACCAAUGUAUGUUACUUUUAGUGUUAAACUUCUGCAAUGUUUAACUGGAAUAAAGUUGUGCCAAAACUUUCUGAUGGUUGAUAAAAAAAAGUGAUACAUUUUAGCGUGUUUAAAAUAUAUAUGUCGGUGAAAGACAAGUUUUAUCAUAGCGUGUGUGUUUGCCAGGUGAUGAUCCUGUAAUGUCCUGUUUCAAAUGGCAAGUAUAUUAAAAUGCUGAUUAUGUAUGCAA